Hyla sarda is the source of this 963-nucleotide messenger RNA. RefSeq names its product olfactory receptor 11L1-like. The transcript has 2 exons. Gene Ontology annotation, cellular component: membrane. Gene Ontology annotation, biological process: G protein-coupled receptor signaling pathway. The coding region runs from base 1 to 963 and encodes 320 amino acids. The record is from RefSeq and is a predicted model, not a curated record. Gene Ontology annotation, molecular function: olfactory receptor activity; G protein-coupled receptor activity. NCBI's taxonomy places the organism in Eukaryota, Metazoa, Chordata, Amphibia, Anura, Hylidae.
AUGGCCCUUGCUCAGGAGAACAAUCUGACUGUGGUCAUAAAUUUUUUUCUCUUAGGAUUUCAAGGGGGUGAACCUUUAAGACUGUUCCUAUUUUGUCUUCUCUUGGUGAUUUACUGUGGGACAAUAUAUGGGAAUCUCCUGAUCAUCACCCUGGUGUCCACCAGCAAGAACCUCCACACACCAAUGUACUUCUUCAUCUCACAACUGUCCAUCAGUGACAUCUUGUUAUCCACAAAUAUUGCCCCCAAGAUGCUCCACAUCCUACUGAAUAAUGGGGGGACAAUUUCUUUUGCUGACUGUAUUGCUCAGUUUUAUUUUUUUGGUGCUAUUGAAGCAUUUGAGUGUUUCCUCCUCUCUGUGAUGUCUUAUGACAGAUAUGUGGCCAUCUGUAAUCCUCUCCGUUACUCCUCUAUCAUGACAAGUGCCUCAUGUGUGAAGUUGACCGCUAUCAGCUGGUUCUUAGGCAUCUCCCUUGUAUUGGUUUACACUAUAACGACGUCAAUGCUAACGUUUUGUGAACCAUACGUUAUUAACCAUUUCUUCUGCGAUUAUGUUCCUCUUCUAGAGAAUGUUUGUUCAGACACCUCAAUGGUUCAGUUAGAGAUUUAUCUGCUAAGUAUUCCCUUAGUUAUCGCCCCGAGCAGUAUUAUCAUAGUGUCCUAUGGAAAUGUAAUUUCCACCAUUUUACGUAUUCCAACCAAUACUGGUAGACAGAAAGCCUUCUCCACCUGCAGCUCCCACCUCACGGUUGUCUCGAUAUUUUAUUGGACCAUAUUUAGUGUUUAUGUUUUCCCAACAAGAGGACAAACAUUGAUCAUCAGUAAGAUUCUGUCUUUGCUGUACACCAUGUUUACUCCAUUGAUCAACCCCAUGAUAUACAGCUUGAGGAACAAAGAUAUUAGGAAAGCCAUACAGGAAAUUAGUAAAAAACAAAAAAGUAGAACUGUCCGUAAAAUGAUAUAA